Arabidopsis arenosa is the source of this 933-nucleotide messenger RNA. The record is from the annotation of a GenBank genome assembly. NCBI's taxonomy places the organism in Eukaryota, Viridiplantae, Streptophyta, Magnoliopsida, Brassicales, Brassicaceae.
GCUUGAGAGAGAAAAAAAUCAAAGCUCUUUAGAGAGAGAAAGAGUAAAGAUGUCGAAAGAAGUGAGCGAAGAAGGCAAAACCCACCAUGGGAAAGACUACGUGGAUCCUCCACCAGCUCCGUUUUUCGACAUGGGUGAGCUCAAAUCCUGGUCUUUCUACAGAGCUCUCAUCGCUGAGUUUAUCGCUACUCUCCUCUUCCUCUACGUCACCGUAGCUACUGUCAUCGGCCACAAGAAGCAAACCGGUGCUUGUGACGGCGUUGGUUUACUCGGUAUUGCUUGGGCUUUCGGUGGUAUGAUCUUCGUCCUCGUUUACUGCACCGCCGGUAUCUCUGGUGGUCACAUUAAUCCAGCUGUGACUUUCGGUCUGUUCUUAGCCCGUAAGGUCUCGUUGGUGAGAGCUCUUGGUUACAUGAUAGCUCAGUGUCUUGGAGCCAUUUGUGGUGUGGGUUUCGUGAAAGCUUUCAUGAAAACUCCUUACAACACGCUUGGUGGAGGAGCUAACACCGUAGCUGACGGUUACAGCAAAGGAACUGCUCUCGGAGCUGAGAUUAUCGGAACUUUCGUCCUUGUUUACACCGUUUUCUCUGCCACUGACCCUAAGAGAAGCGCUCGUGACUCUCACAUCCCCGUUUUGGCUCCACUUCCAAUUGGAUUUGCUGUGUUCAUGGUGCAUUUGGCUACUAUCCCCAUUACCGGAACUGGUAUCAACCCAGCAAGAAGCUUUGGUGCUGCUGUUAUCUACAACAAUGAGAAGGCGUGGGAUGACCAAUGGAUCUUUUGGGUUGGUCCGUUCUUGGGAGCAUUAGCUGCAGCAGCUUACCAUCAAUACAUAUUGAGAGCUUCAGCAAUUAAGGCCUUGGGCUCUUUCCGAAGCAACGCAACCAAUUAAUGAAGGCUUAAAAGAUAUGUGAAGAAACAACUUUAAGAUUU